AGAAGAUGUUCAGUUGGAAUCCUUCCUAAUUGAAUCACCAUCACCAUCGCCAGAUUAGCAAGGCCAGAUGAAAUUUAACAGAAAUUAAGUUUCAAAAGAAGCAGAUUAUCCAAUAAUCAAAUCCGGACAAAAUUCCAAAAGGCCAAAGAAAAAAAUGGUUGGCGCAAGAAGAUCGACGUCAGAAACGACGCAGCUGUUGGACCUCAAGCCCCCCAGCCACCAUUCGUCCUCCGUGGAAAUGGCCGCCUCCGCCACCGUCGACGCCGUGUUGUCUGUUCCCCCUCGUUGUAUCUUCCUCGGCGUUGACGUAGGCACCGGCAGCGCUCGCGCAGGUUUGUUUGAUGAGAAUGGGAAACUUCUAGGUUCUGCUAGCAGCCCAAUACAGAUUUGGAAGGAGGGCGACUGUGUUGAGCAAUCUUCGACUGAUAUUUGGCAUGCAAUUUGUGCGGCUGUAAAAUUGGCAUGUUCCAUUGCAAAUGUUGCUGGGGAAGAAGUAACUGGUCUGGGAUUUGCGGCUACUUGUUCUCUUGUUGCUGUGGAUUCUGAAGGAUCCCCUGUUUCAGUUUCAUGGAGUGGUGAUUCAAGAAGAAAUGUGAUUGUAUGGAUGGACCAUAGAGCUGUGAAACAAGCUGAGAGGAUCAACUCAUGUAACUCAACAGUACUACAGUAUUGUGGUGGAGCUCUUUCCCCUGAAAUGGAACCGCCGAAGCUUUUAUGGGUGAAAGAAAAUUUGCAAGAAUCUUGGUCGUUGGUAUUUAGGUGGAUGGAUUUGAGUGAUUGGUUGUCAUACAGGGCAACAGGAGAUGAUACUCGGAGUUUGUGCACCACAGUGUGCAAGUGGACAUAUCUUGGUCAUGCACACAUGGAUCAGAUCAAGGAGAAAGACUCUCGAGAUAUGGAAGCUUGUGGAUGGGAUGAUGAAUUCUGGGAGGAGAUUGGCUUAGGUGAUCUUGUGGAUGGACAUCAUGCUAAAAUUGGACGAAGUGUAGCUUUUCCUGGCCAUGCUUUGGGUUCUGGUCUGACACCUACAGCUGCAAAGGAAUUGGGUCUGGUAGAAGGAAUUCCUGUAGGAACUUCACUGAUUGAUGCUCAUGCUGGUGGUGUGGGGGUAAUGGAAAGUGUGCCAGUGCCAGAUUCUGACUCUCAAGAGUUUGAUGAGGAUGCCAUUUGCCACCGUAUGGUAUUAGUCUGUGGAACUUCUACUUGUCAUAUGGCUGUAUCCAGGAGCAAAUUGUUCAUCCCAGGGGUCUGGGGACCCUUUUGGUCAGCCAUGGUACCUAAGUAUUGGCUGACAGAAGGUGGUCAGAGUGCUACUGGUGCUUUAUUGGACCAUAUAAUUGAGGACCAUGUUGCUUCUCCUCACCUUGCAAAUCGUGCUGCGUCUCAAGGUAUUUCCCUGUUUCAACUGCUAAACAAGAUGUUGGAAUCAAUGAUGUAUGACCUGGGUUCUCCUUUUCUUGCUGCCUUGACCGAUGAUAUACAUAUCCUUCCUGACUUCCAUGGAAAUAGGUCUCCCAUUGCAGACCCAAAGGCAAAAGGUAUUAUUUGUGGCUUAACUCUUGAGACAAGUGAAAAGCAGUUGGCUAUUCUAUACCUUGCCACUAUGCAGGGUAUUGCAUAUGGUACACGCCAUAUUGUGGAGCACUGUAAUGCCCAUGGGCAUAAGAUUGAUACGCUACUUGCCUGUGGUGGACUUGCAAAGAACCCUGUUUUCAUUCAAGAGCAUGCAGAUAUAAUCGGUUAUCCUAUAAUUCUGCCACGAGAAAGUGAAUCUGUGCUCUUGGGUGCUGCCAUUCUUGGUGCUGUUGCUGCAAAGAAAUACUCUAGUCUCCAUGAAGCCAUGAAGGCACUCAAUGCACCUGGACAGGUUGUCCAUCCAUCCGAAGACCCAAAAGUGAAGAAGUACCAUGAUGCCAAAUACCAAAUUUUCCGCCAACUUUAUGAGCAGCAGCUUUCUCACCGUUCCCUUAUGGCUCAAGCUUUGGCAUAGAAGAAGACUCUUUCCUGCACCUCUGUUGAUCAAAUGUUUUAUUGCCAUGAAAGAUGAGGUAUACUCACAAGGAAUAAGCUGGAAGCUGGAACUAAAGGAACGGGUAACUGUUUUGCAGAUAAUAUCAAGUGUAAAGCUAUUUCCCCUCUUGCUUUUUGUUUUUGGUUUUAAUUUGUUCCCCCCCCCCCCCCCCCCCCCCCCCUUUUUGUUUCACAAAUAUCAAAUAUAAGUUUGGAAUAAAAAUAAAAUGAAAUAACGCA
Diospyros lotus (date-plum) is the source of this 2250-nucleotide messenger RNA. RefSeq lists its product as uncharacterized. Bases 155 to 1990 code for a protein of 611 amino acids. The transcript has 15 exons. Lineage: Eukaryota; Viridiplantae; Streptophyta; Magnoliopsida; Ericales; Ebenaceae. The record is from RefSeq and is a predicted model, not a curated record. Gene Ontology annotation, molecular function: kinase activity; phosphotransferase activity, alcohol group as acceptor. Gene Ontology annotation, biological process: carbohydrate metabolic process.